CAAUUAAUAAUUGUCAAACAACGCUUUGUAAACGUUUUUCACCAAUAAUUGCAAAUAGUGUAUUGUUUUUAAACUUUCUUUAAAAAUAUAAACUAAACUUUUCAAAAUGUCAUUAGCCGAUGAACUGCUAGCUGAUCUAGAGGAAGACAAUGACAACGACUUGGACGAGCUGCAAAAUAUGGACGAGGAAGAUGAGCCGGAAAAAGCACAAGAGUUAUCAGAAAAGUUACUUAAGCCACAACUCAACCUUAUGGAAGUUGAUGUGCAGGUACAAUCCGUUAGAGAUCUAUGUAAAUUGCGUGAUUCCGAACGACUGCAGUAUGUGUUAAAACAAAUCGAUCAGUACGGAAGUAGACAACGUACCGCUGCGGAGAUGCUGGGAAAUGUGGAGUCCGAUCCAGAGUAUCAACUAAUUGUUGAAGCAAAUGCAAUUGCCGUUGAUAUCGAUAAUGAAAUUUCCAUUAUACACAAAUUUACCAAAGAGAAAUACCAAAAACGUUUUCCUGAACUGGACUCAUUGAUUGUCGGUGAAAUUGAAUAUUUGUAUGCAGUGAAGGAAUUGGGCAAUGAUCUGGAGCAGGUAAAGAAUAAUGAGAAAUUGCAAGCCAUAUUAACGCAAGCAACCAUAAUGAUCGUUUCAGUUACAGCUUCGACCACACAAGGCACUGAGUUGACAGCCACAGAAAAGGCACAGAUUGAUGAAGCUUGUGAAAUGGCCAUUGAUUUAAAUAACUACAAAUCUCAUAUCUACGAGUACGUAGAAAGUCGUAUGACUUUUAUUGCACCAAAUCUAUCAAUGAUCGUUGGUGCUUCGACCGCAGCAAAAUUACUGGGUAUAGCGGGCGGUUUAACCAAAUUAUCGAAAAUGCCUGCUUGUAAUGUGCAAGUAUUAGGCUCACAAAAGAAAACUUUAGCAGGAUUCUCCAAAACACAAAUGCUACCCCACACUGGUUAUGUUUACUUCUCACAGAUUGUGCAAGAUACGCCGCCGGAUCUCAGACGAAAAGCAGCACGUUUAGUUGCAGCUAAGGCUGUACUUGCGGCACGUGUUGAUGCUUGCCAUGAGAGUGUGCAUGGUGAAGUAGGUUUAAAGUUCAAGGAGGAUAUUGAGAAAAAGUUGGACAAGUUGCAGGAGCCGCCGCCAGUCAAAUUUAUCAAACCAUUAAGUAAGCCCAUAGAGGGUAGCAAGAAAAAACGUGGUGGCAAACGUGUGCGUAAGAUGAAGGAGCGCUAUGCCCUUACGGAAUUCCGUAAACAAGCGAAUCGCAUGAAUUUUGGUGAUAUCGAAGAGGAUGCCUACCAAGGUGAUCUGGGAUAUUCGCGCGGUACAAUUGGCAAAACUGGCACAGGUCGUAUACGUUUACCACAAGUUGAUGAAAAAACCAAGGUGCGCAUUAGCAAAACGCUGCAAAAGAACUUACAGAAACAACAGGUCUACGGUGGUAGCACUACUGUGAAGCGACAAAUUUCCGGUACGGCUUCAAGUGUGGCUUUCACACCAUUGCAAGGUUUGGAAAUCGUAAACCCACAGGCUGCUGAGAAAUCGCAAACUGAGAAUAAUGCUAAGUACUUUUCCAAUACGUCUGGUUUCAUAUCUGUAGGCAAACGUACCAUAUAAAGUUUAAAAUAAAAAGAAAAUAUUCAAUAUUAUAUAAAUAUUAUAUUAUGCGAAUUUGAGCUAAAAUAUAAAACAAAAUUUA
Molecule: messenger RNA, 1700 nt
Organism: Bactrocera neohumeralis
Lineage: Eukaryota; Metazoa; Arthropoda; Insecta; Diptera; Tephritidae
Gene: Prp31
Product: U4/U6 small nuclear ribonucleoprotein Prp31
Exons: 7
Coding region: 107-1618 (503 amino acids)
Biological process (GO): spliceosomal tri-snRNP complex assembly; mRNA splicing, via spliceosome
Cellular component (GO): precatalytic spliceosome; U4/U6 x U5 tri-snRNP complex; U4 snRNP
Source: RefSeq, a predicted model, not a curated record